CAGUCGCAGCAUCACACGUCCUUUCCGCAGGCUGGAUGAUCGGAGACAGAGACCCGGGCUGGGAUGAUGCUUUCCCCGGCUCAGAGGGGCUUCCUCUGCGGGUUGGCUCAGCGGGCAGCGGCGGUGUGAGCUGAACAUGCCCCGGCGCGGCCCCACUGUCCUGCUCGGCCGCUCCGCGUCCUUCCUCCCGUCUUUAUUCUAGUAUUUUUUUUAUUUUUUUCCCCUCAACGCACCGUUAUUAUUUCCAGGUCAGAAUCCCUGUUUCCUGUUGCGGCUUGUUUGCACUAAAAAUGGCCGGAGAUGGCGGCGCUCUGAAGGAUAUCAAUGAGAUUAAAUCCCAGUUCCGGACCAGAGAGGGCUUCUACAAACUGCUCACCCUCUCGGACUCGCAGCAGCGCGGCGGCGGCGGCGGGGCGCUGCUGCCGCGGGCUGCGUCCGCCGGAGCCCCGCUGGGCCCCGGAGCGGUGCCCGGCCCGGGACCCGGCUCGGGGCCGGGAGCAGGGGUCGGGCUGCUGCAGGGGCCCGGGGCCGCCGCCGCCGCCGCCGCGGCUGCAGCCGCCGCGGCCGCAGCAUCCUCCUCCUCCAGCGCCGCGGCCAGCUCCUCCCCAGCGGGCUUCCUGCCGCCCGUGCGGGUCUCCAUGGUGAAGCUGCAGCCCGAAGACCCGAGCGAGGACUCCGAGAGGGUCUGCUUCAACAUCGGCAGGGAGCUGUACUUCUACACAUACACCAACAUCAAGAAGGCCGUGGACCUCAGCAAGCCCAUAGACAAGAGGAUCUACAAGGGGACGCAGCCCACGUGUCACGACUUCAACCAGUACUCGGCCACCGCCGAGAGCGUGGCGCUCAUCGUGGGCUUCUCCGCCGGCCAGGUCCAGUAUCUGGACCCCAUCAAGAAGGAAACCAGCAAGCUCUUCAACGAGGAGAGGUUCAUAGAUAAGUCCAAGGUGACGUGUCUGAAGUGGCUCCCCCAGUCGGAGAGUUUGUUCCUGGCGUCUCACGCCAGCGGCCACCUCUACCUCUACAACGUGGACCACCCGUGCGGCACGGCGGCGCCGCAGUACUCGCUGCUGCGGCAGGGCGAGGGCUUCGCCGUCUACGCCUGCAAGACCAAGACGCCGCGCAACCCGCUGCUGCGCUGGGCCGUGGGCGAGGGCGGCCUCAACGAGUUCGCCUUCUCGCCGGACGGCGUGCACGUGGCGUGCGUGGGCCAGGACGGCUGCCUGCGCGUCUUCCACUUCGACUCCAUGGAGCUGCAGGGCGUGAUGAAGAGCUACUUCGGGGGGCUGCUGUGCGUCUCCUGGAGCCCCGACGGGAAGUACCUGGCCACGGGGGGGGAGGACGACCUGGUGACCGUCUGGUCCUUCGCCGAGAGCCGCGUGGUGGCGCGGGGACACGGCCACAAGUCCUGGGUCAACGUGGUGGCCUUCGACCCCUUCACCACCUCGCUGGAGGACGAGGAGCCCAUGGAGCUCAGCGGCAGCGAGGAGGACCUCCACCAGGGGGCGCACAACAACUCCAUGCACUUCGGGAGGGUUCGAACCAGCAGCACCUUGUCGCGGUUGUCUCGGCACAGCUCUAAGGGCGGAUCGCCGUCGGUCACGUACCGCUUCGGCUCGGUGGGGCAGGACACCCAGUUCUGCCUGUGGGACCUGACCGACGACGUGCUGUUCCCGCGGCUGCCGCUGUCCCGCGCCUUCACCAACACCUUCGGGCCUUCGCUGCCCAACUCCGGCAGCGGCAGCGGCAUCAACAGCACCUCCGGUGGCGGUGGGGGGGUUAGCAGCGAUGGGGGGGGCAGCGGCGGCGUGGAGGGACACCAUCACCCUCCUAACACCAACACCGGCACCGCCAACCCCCCCACGCUGCCCCUACCGCUGCCGCGCUCCCUGUCCCGCUCCAACUCCCUGCCCCACCCCGCGGUGGCCAACGCCUCCAAGGGCACCGGCUCCUCCGAGGGCGGCGGCGGCGGCGGCGGGGGGGGCGGGGGAGGCAGCGGAGGAGGGAACACCACCCCGUUCAGCAUCGGCCGCUUCGCCACGCUGUCCCUCCAGGAGCGGAAGUCGGACAAGUCGGGCAGCGGCACCGGGGUGGAGAAGGAGCACAAGCGCUACCACAGCCUGGGAAACAUCAGCAAGAGCAACGACAAGAUCAACGUGGCGCCGCGGAGCAACCGGCUGGACGGCGCCAAGGUGCUGGGCACCACGCUGUGCCCGCGGAUGCACGAGGUGCCGCUGCUGGAGCCGCUGGUCUGCAAGAAGAUCGCCCACGAGAGGCUGACGGUGCUGGUGUUCAUGGACGACUGCAUCAUCACGGCCUGCCAGGAGGGCCUCAUCUGUACGUGGGCGCGGCCGGGGAAGGCGAACUCGACAGCACAGAACGGGAACUCUCCGAGCGGCACUGUGGUAUAGCUGAAGGAGAACCUUUGCACUCCCCCCUCCCUCGUCCUCCUCCACCUUCUGUCCGACGGCGUCCCCGCCCUCGACUACCGGACACGUGCCAAGGCCGGAGGCCGUCCUCGGUCUGCCGCCGCAGUAUUAAACCGCCAGUGUUGCUCACCGUGGCACAAAGAUGGGAAACCGCUCUCAAAACCAGGAACACUGAAGUCACCUGAGCAGAUUCAAGACGUUAAACCGCCGGCGGCGGCACAAGCCGGUCUUCUUCUGUCUCAUCUUACUACUACUUACACGCCAUAAUAACUGAAUACUGAAACAUACAGGGUGGUGUGAGAAGAGAACGUGCAUUUUGCAUUUAGCUGCAGUCAAAUGCUACGGAAGAGUAUUAGGGCCAUGCAGGAGAAAGAAUAUUUGAUAUUUUUUUUAUUGUGCACUUCGAGAAAAAAGUCGAAAUGUCGAGAUUAAUGUGGAAAUACAAUUUCAAGAAGAAAGUUGAAAUUUCCAGAAUAAAGUCGAAAUUUCGAGAAG
Cololabis saira (Pacific saury) is the source of this 2921-nucleotide messenger RNA. RefSeq names its product WD repeat-containing protein 20. Gene Ontology annotation, molecular function: protein binding. The record is from RefSeq and is a predicted model, not a curated record. Lineage: Eukaryota; Metazoa; Chordata; Actinopteri; Beloniformes; Belonidae. The coding region runs from base 291 to 2408 and encodes 705 amino acids. The transcript is spliced from 4 exons.